Benincasa hispida (wax gourd) is the source of this 966-nucleotide messenger RNA. Its product is annotated as small ribosomal subunit protein uS12. Gene Ontology annotation, biological process: translation. Gene Ontology annotation, cellular component: ribosome; small ribosomal subunit. Gene Ontology annotation, molecular function: structural constituent of ribosome. Lineage: Eukaryota; Viridiplantae; Streptophyta; Magnoliopsida; Cucurbitales; Cucurbitaceae. The record is from RefSeq and is a predicted model, not a curated record.
AAAGAACCCUACAGUAUAUAAAGGGGGCAAGGAGUCUAGGGUUUCAUUUACACAAGGUGCGGCGGCGUUAUCCGAAUUAGCUUCGUCUCUGCCGGGUUCCGGAGCUCUGCUACUUCAAUCUCGCACUUGGAGAUCCACUUCUCACACUCACCAUGGGGAAGACAAGGGGAAUGGGAGCGGGUCGCAAGUUGAAGUCCCACCGCAGAAGACAAAGGUGGGCUGACAAAGCAUACAAGAAAUCCCAUCUUGGAAACGAGUGGAAGAAACCGUUUGCUGGAUCUUCCCAUGCAAAAGGCAUUGUUCUAGAAAAGAUUGGUAUUGAGGCUAAGCAGCCUAACUCUGCUAUUAGAAAGUGUGCUAGAGUUCAACUUAUUAAGAACGGGAAGAAGAUUGCUGCAUUCGUCCCAAAUGAUGGUUGUCUUAACUACAUUGAAGAAAAUGACGAGGUUCUCAUUGCUGGAUUUGGUCGAAAAGGACAUGCUGUUGGUGAUAUUCCUGGAGUCAGAUUUAAGGUGGUGAAGGUGUCAGGUGUAUCUCUGCUGGCUCUCUUCAAGGAAAAGAAGGAGAAGCCAAGGUCUUAAGCUUCUCGGUUUUCCAAGAUAAAUUAUGUCUCUAUUUUCUUCAAUUCUGGCGUGAGGCAGUUAAUGAGCAAUUGAGGCUCGCUCUUCCCCUUUGUCACUAGUUAAUUUAGAUUACUCGGUCGGCUGAUAGAAACCUAUGCACGCAACCUUUUGUUGAGACUUGAUAAAGCAUAAUUUUCUUUGUAAUCAGAACAGGUUUUGUUAUGGUCAAUUUGAGUGUAAUACAUCCCCUUCCCUUUCACGUCCAAAUGUCAGGAAAUUUUGUUUUGGAAUGAUUCUGUUGAUUUUAGUGUGAAUGGCUAGCUUUUUCUCUACCAUGUUCAAUUUUCAGUAAGGAUUCUUGAAAACCUUUAAGAACUAUUAUAUGCUAUCGAUUCUUCUUUGA